Molecule: messenger RNA, 2431 nt
Organism: Plodia interpunctella (Indianmeal moth)
Lineage: Eukaryota; Metazoa; Arthropoda; Insecta; Lepidoptera; Pyralidae
Gene: Rrp6
Product: Rrp6
Exons: 14
Coding region: 96-2363 (755 amino acids)
Biological process (GO): histone mRNA catabolic process; exonucleolytic trimming to generate mature 3'-end of 5.8S rRNA from tricistronic rRNA transcript (SSU-rRNA, 5.8S rRNA, LSU-rRNA); nuclear polyadenylation-dependent antisense transcript catabolic process
Cellular component (GO): nuclear exosome (RNase complex); nucleolus
Molecular function (GO): single-stranded RNA binding; nucleotide binding; 3'-5'-RNA exonuclease activity
Source: RefSeq, a predicted model, not a curated record
UCAAUCUCUCUGUCACCCAUCAUCUUUCAUUCUUCUUCACAGCUCCGCACUUUAUCAUUUUAGUUUUAGCAAAACGCUUAUAAUUUUCCAACAAAAUGCAUUCCGAUUUGAAUCCAGAGGCACCAGAAUUUUAUCCCCAUUUGGCAUCAGUGACUAAGGGUGGUUAUUCCACCAUGAACAAAACAAUCAAAUCUUCAAACCAGUUGCCAGCCGGUGCUUCCCAUGAGAUGUUCAAAACAUUCACAAAUUUCAACAUUGUCAAAAGCAAGUUAAGUGAAAAUGUUGUUAUGCAAUCAAACCAAAUCGUCAUAACAGAGCUACCUACUGUGAAGUUGAAAGUAAAUGAAUUAGAGUACAAUAUUGAGAAAAUAAUAGACGUGAAUGACUCUUUGCUGGACCGCGUGAACAUAAACAUUGAUACAGAGAGUGGUGUGAACAAGCCCGACAAUUUGGCCAACACAGUGCGGAGCGUGUCUUCGUGGAAUAAUGCACCGAUCAUUGCCAAGAUAAAGAUGGGAUCCACGACGUUUAUUGGCGCCAAGAAUAUCCCACGUCCACAGUUAUCAUUCAAAGACACCAUAGACAACUCUGAGAGUUUGUGGGUGCCAACAAUAUCAGACAAACCAAACAGUAUCAAGUCACUCGCACUUAAUAUUAUAUAUAACGACGAAGGAGAAGCCAUCGGCUACGAGCAUCCAUACAAAGUGGAAUUGGACCUGUACCACCCGGCUGCUGAGUUCAUUGACCCCGACCCCUCGCCGCCCCAAUUCCCUCCCCCGCUUGGGGACACCAAGCUCACGUACGUGGACACUGAGCACCAACUUGACGACCUGGUCAAGCAUUUGGAGGAAGUGAAAGAACUAGCUGUUGAUGUUGAGCAUCAUUCGUACAGGACAUAUCAAGGCAUAACGUGUCUGAUUCAAAUCACGACGACCGAAGGGGGGGAUUUUAUUAUCGAUGUAUUAGCUCUGAGAGAACACAUACACAAGCUGAACAUAAUUUUCACCAAUCCGAAAAAGCUAAAAAUUUUUCACGGCGCAGAGUCCGACGUAGUGUGGUUGCAGCGCGAUUUCGGCGUUUAUAUCGUGGGUAUGUUCGACACACACCAAGCUGCGCGCACGCUCAAAAUGUCAUCCCUGGCCUUGAAGUAUUUGCUGCUCAGGUACUGCGGCGUCAACGCGGACAAACGUUAUCAAUUGGCGGACUGGCGUAUUCGGCCUCUGCCUGAGGAGCUAAUAGAGUACGCUCGCAUGGACACCCACUAUCUCAUCUACAUCUGGCACAUGAUGAAGGCGGAACUCCUCCAGGGCGGCGACCACCUGCUGCUUGCCGUGUUCGAGCAGUCGCGACAGAUCUGCGGCACGACAUACAACAAGAAGGUAGUGCGCGACGACAGCCACAUGCCGCUGUACGUGCGCUCGAAGAAGUCCUUCAAUACCAGACAGAUGUCCGCACUCAAGAUGCUGUACAAGUGGAGAGACGCGCAGGCGCGGCUACUCGACGAAAGUACCACCUAUCUGCUCCCGAACCACAUGCUGCUGUCGCUGGCGGAAACUCUCCCGCGGGAAGUGCAAGGGGUGCACGCGUGCUGCAACCCCAUGCCGCCCUUCGUCAAGCAGAACCUCAUCGCCCUGCACAGGAUGAUACUGUCGUGCCGCGAGUUGCCAGUGGAGCCCCAGCUGUACCAGAUGCCGAGCAGCCUGCGCACCAUGGUGACAGUCUCACAACAUCUGGCCGCCAACUACCAAGUCCACGACUUCUCCCAUCACCCCGACUUCAGUGAAGAUACACGCACAAGCUUUGAUAUCAACGAGUACAUUGCAAGCGAGCUCCCGAUGCAACCCGAAGUGCAAGCCUUCAAGACCACGUACAAGACAUAUUGCGGCAUUGUGUCUGAUUUGAACGUGGAUGCAAAGUUAUUCAUUCCGCCGUAUGACCGUUACAGAAAGUAUCGUUCGCUUGCUCAGAUGGAAGAGAUGAAAGAAUUCAAAGACAAGGAAGCAAAAAUUACCGCUUUAGGAAAAGGUGAUGAACUAAUCAAAACUGAGGUGCUUUCCAAGCUGCAACUAGCUAAAGCGAAGAUCGAAGAUGUCAUGAAUGUUAAAGAGACAGACUCUGAAGUUGUGAUUAUAGAUGACGAAACUCAAGAGACGAAAACUAAACGCAAACGAAAAAUAUCAAUGGAUAAGUCGGAACGCAACGUCGACCUUACGAAGAGAGAUUUCAAAAAAGGCCACAAGAAGGCCGAGGCCAAAAACGACGUGAAACCCUUCCAGUACAAGAAUGUCAACUACAGGAAGUUUUACAAUGAAAAUGACAUGGAAAAGGCGCGACCUAAGAUGAAGUUUAAAAAACAUAAAUAGUUAGCUAUUGUGAAGUUUUUUUUAUUUAUUAAGCGAAUCUAUGCAUACAUAUAGUCCCUUUUAAUGCA